Messenger RNA from Camelina sativa (false flax), 1406 nucleotides. The record is from RefSeq and is a predicted model, not a curated record. NCBI's taxonomy places the organism in Eukaryota, Viridiplantae, Streptophyta, Magnoliopsida, Brassicales, Brassicaceae.
CCACGAACUCAAUAUAUCGUAGUCUCCUCAUACGACCAACAAAUACAACGAUCAUGAAUAGUGAAAAAACUUUAGAUGCCAUACCAAUCGAUCUCUUUCACGAGAUCUUCUCGAGACUGCCUUCAAAGUCAGUCGGGAGGUGUCGUUGCGUUUCAAAGCAAUGGGCGUCCAUACUUGGCCAUCAAGAUUUCACGAGGCUGUUCCUGACCAGGUCCUCGACUCGUCCACGUAUCUUAUUCGCCCACGAACAAUACAACGGUGAAUGGCUCUUCUACUCGUCACCUCACCCUCCGAAUACAUAUGAGAAGUCUAUUGUAGUAUCCGUCGAUUUUCAUACCAAGUGCCAUAUAGGCGGAAUUUAUUGUCGUUGUAGCUAUGCGUCUGGUUUGGUCUAUAUUUCAGAUGUGCGGGUCUCAAAAAAUAAGGAUGAGCCUGUGAUAUGUAACCCACUCACGGGACAGUAUGUGAUCUUACCUAAACUCAGAGCAAACAGCCAGGCGAGUAGCUUUUUUGGGUUUGAUCCAGUUGACAAGCAAUACAAGGUAUUACUCAUGAACGGUAUGGUUAAUAAUAAAACGGCUUACCAUAUUCUGACAUUAGGAACUGGAAUAAUGAGGUGGAGGGAGAUCCAAUGUCCUUUUACUCAUCAGCCUUUCGCUAAGGGGAUUUGCAUCAAUGGGGUUUUGUAUUAUUUAGCUGAGCCAACUGAUAAUAGUUCUACUGUGAUAGUUUGCUUUGAUGUUAGGUCUGAGAAAUUUAAGUUUAUUAAAUCAGAAUACUUUGAUCAGUUGAUAAACUAUAAGGGUAAAUUAGGUGGGACUAAAUUGGAGUAUGAAACUGGUAGUCGAUGGGGUACCCGUGACAAUUAUAGUGGAUGGCGUACUCGUGAGUUACCCGUGACAAUCAAUGGGGUUUUGUAUUAUUGCUUAGCUCGUCCAAUUGGUGAAAGUUCUGAUGUUAUUGUUUGCUUUGAUGUUAGGUCUGAGAAAUUUAAGUAUACUAGAGCACCAUCCUUUGAUCAGUUGAUAAACUAUAAAGGUAAAUUAGGUGGGAUUAUAAUGAAGUAUGAAUAUGAUAAUAAUUAUUAUAAAUGGCGUACCCGUGAGUUAUGUAUGUGUGUUCUAGAAGAUAUCGAAAAACAAGAAUGGUCAAUAUGUGUAUUCCCUUUUCCGGAUGAUCGAUUCUGCAAUCAUUUUUCCGUUGUUGGGGUGACGCCUACAGGUGAAAUUGUUUUGUGGGAGACGUUUUCUAAGUCUUAUGUUAUCUACUUUAGUCCCGUGAGGAACACAUUCCAAUAUUUUAAUUUUCAAGGCCGUGCAGCUAAUUGUGGUAAGGUUCACGCCUUUGUAGACCAUAUAGAGGAUGUUAGUGUUAACGAUGUAAAGCAACUCAAGUCAAGCAUCUAA